Molecule: messenger RNA, 6497 nt
Organism: Girardinichthys multiradiatus
Lineage: Eukaryota; Metazoa; Chordata; Actinopteri; Cyprinodontiformes; Goodeidae
Product: FYVE and coiled-coil domain-containing protein 1-like
Exons: 18
Coding region: 101-4510 (1469 amino acids)
Biological process (GO): positive regulation of autophagosome maturation; plus-end-directed vesicle transport along microtubule
Cellular component (GO): autophagosome; late endosome; lysosome
Molecular function (GO): metal ion binding
Source: RefSeq, a predicted model, not a curated record
CCCUGAGCCCGCCUCCACAGAUAGCAAUGUUUUGUUGUGACUGAAUCAACAAGAAACUGGGCACUGCGGACAGUUUUAGACAUCAACCUCAUCCCCCACAAUGGCCUCCUCUUCAUCAGUUGGAGAUAAACAGCUUCAGAGGAUAAUCAGAGACCUACACGAUGCUGUGAUGGAGUUGAGUAAAGAACACAAAGAGUGUGCUGAACCCAUAACAGAUGAUAGUGCCAGUCUCCACAAGUUCUUUUAUAAGCUUGAAUACCUUUUGCAGUUUGACCAGAAAGAGAAGACAACCUUUCUUGGCCAAAGAAAAGACUACUGGGAUUACUUCUGCGACUGCCUGAUUAAGAUCAAAGGAGCUAACGAUGGCGUCCGUUUUGUUAAAUCCAUCCCUGAGUUAAAGACAUCACUGGGGAAAGGAAGGGCCUUAAUUCGCUACUCCCUUGUUCAUCAGCGUCUUGCAGACACUCUGCAGCAGUGUUUCAUUAACCAGAAGGUCACCAGUGACUGGUAUUAUGCCCGGAGUCCCUUCCUCAAGUCUUACAUCACUGCUGAAAUAAUCAACGACCUUUAUGAGCUGAACGAGAUCCAAUUCGACGUGGCCGCCAGAGGUUACGACCUUGAUGCAGAUUGGCCCUCAUUUGCAAGGAGAACCUUAGGAGCUGCUGUACAAAGUCUAUUGUGGAAACCUCCAAGUCGAUGUUCCAGCAUCAACAGCCUGGUCGGCAGCAAUUCACACUCCCAGGUGCAUGAGUGCCUUCAGGUCCCAGACCUGAGUCACAGUCUGCUUGGAGAACUUGGAGAUUUGGGAGAACAUUCUUCCUGCAGCAUUGCAGAGAAUCUGCGCAUCGAGCUCGACCAGUCCGAGCUCAGACAGCAGCAGCUUCUGGUACACGUGCAGGAGUUGAGUGAAGAGGCCGCUGAGCUGAAAGGUGUCGUCAAAGACCUUCAAGGUCAGUUAUCGGCUCAGACGUAUGGCAUUUCAGCAUCUGUCUUUGCCUGGUCUAACUCGGAAACUGGUAAUGAGGACAGACUGAAUCUGCACCAGACUCAGAAGGAUUUACAAGAGACAUUCAAAGUUGCCGAGAACAAAAAUAUGGAGCUUCUGGCUAAGUUGGAUGAGGCUCUUAACAAAAAGGGACAACAGACAGCCAGCUACUGUGACUCAGCCUGGAAAAUCCAGGAACUCUUAGAAAGACUUAAGAUUGCAGAGGACGAGAGGUUAGAAGCAAAAAGAGAGGCAGAGGAAAGGGCCAGACAAUCUGAACAUUUGUCCCAGGAUCUGAAGCUCAGGGAAGAAGAGUUGAAGAAUAGUAAGGAGAAACUUGAUGAAGUCAAGGGCAGAGCACACGUCGAACGAGAGGGGGCUCUCGCACGGUUGGAGGAACUGCAGAGUGCAGUUGGUCGAAUUCAGGGGGCCCUCACUUUAAAAGAGAAGGAGACUGGCAACUUGAGAGCCCAGCUGCAGGAUGUGCAGGAGUCUCUGGAGUGCAGGGAACGCCAAGCGGAGGAACUGCGGAAAAGGUUGCAGGAGGAGGUAGAGCAACGAUGUGGUAUGAGCUGUAAGGAACUGGAGGGCCAGAUGUUGGAGUUAAGAAAAACUCUAAAAAGUAGAGAGGAAGAUCUAACUGCUCGUUCAGAAAAGAUAAAGCAUUUGGAGGAACAGUUAGAGAAGCUAAAUGCUGAAAGAGAGCCUUUGUGCUUCCAACCUGAUGAUAGUAAUUCUGUCUGUUGUGAGACUGGAAGCCAUGAGGACUACAAAAUCCAGUGCAGUCAUCUCAUAGAAAUGAACAAAGAGCUUCUCCAAACAGUAAGGAGAAAUGAAGCAAGUGUUACAGAGCUGACUGAAACCAGAGCUGCCCUGAUGGACCAGCUGGCUGUUUUAAAAGCCUCUGAGAAGCAGUUAAAGGGUAGAGUAGAAGCUGCUAAGAUCAACGUGGAAGACAGGGAAAAGAAACUUUUAGAUGAAAACCUUCAUCUUGAAGAGACUCUCCAAAAGAUGUUACUCCAGAAUGAACAGUUAGAUGCUCAAGUAAAAAAGUUACAGCAGGAAAAUUUAGAGUUUUUGGAAACUCAGUCCUCGAUGAAGAGGAGAUUAACCACAACUCAACAGGAGUUGGACUUUCUCAAUACAAAAGCUAACAUAUUGGCAAAUAACCUCACAGGGUCCCAAAGGGGCCAAGCAGAGUUGCUUGAAAAGCUCCAUGAAGCCGAGGCAAACCUGAGAGCCCGGACUGUAAACUGUGCCCUCCUCCAGGCUCGAGUGGACGAGCUGGAGAACGGGUCCAUGCAGUAUGAAAAAGGAGCAGCAGAAUGCAAUGAAAAAACACAUAAGCUUCAAGAUGAACAUCAGACCUCCUCGUUGGACACUAAAGAGGCCCCAAUCAGGCUGGUUAUUGCUGAAGCCCAGUUGGAGCUCAACCAAAGGGAGGUGACCAGGCUCCGAGAAGAGAUGGUGGAGCUCAAGGCUCAGCUGCUGGCGGCAAACGAGGACAAGAUGAGGGUUCAGGCUCUGCAGGAGGUGACAGCGGCCUCCAGAGAGGACCUGCGCAUUUUAUCAGAUCAGCUGAAGAUCCAGGUGGAGGAGCUGAACCACCGACACGUGGAUGAGAUUCUGAGAUCUCGAGAGCGUGAGGAAGUUCUCAUCAGGGAGCGCGAUGGCGAGGCACAGGCUCGUGUGGAGCUGGCUGCGGAGGUGACGGCCUGCAGGGAGGAGCUGGACAGACUGAAAUUGAGCUGUGAAGCUUUGCAUCUGGAGAACAGUGACUCACAGGAGGCCCUUCACAGAGCCAACACAGAAACAGCAGAACUUGGUGUGCACGUGUGCAUGCUGACUGCUCAGAACGAGGAGGCUCAUCUGCGCUGGGAGGGCCUGUCGUCAAGGCUGCAGGAGCUGGAGGAGGCAGCGGCUCAGGAGGCAGAGAGGAUGAACACCUGCAUGGAACAACUGCGUCAGGAGAACCAGGAGCUCCACUCUCAAGUCCGUGACAACAAGGAUCUCUUGUUACUCAGGCAGAAACUGCAGACCGAACUGAGCGAGGCCCAGCAGGAGGCAGAAACUGGACAGAAGACAAGCCAGGAAGAGAUUCAGGCGCUCCGGGUCCAGCUCAGCAGCCAAGCCACGGGCCAUGGAACCCAGCUCCAGAGGGUGAACCAGGAGUUGGAGGAUGUGAAGUUCCAGCUGGUUACUGAGCAGGAGAAAGCAGUCAGCGUUGAGAACAAACUCGAGCAGCUGAAGGCAGAGAAUCAGAGAAAUUGCCAACAGAUUGCGGAGAAAAACAUCCAGAUGGCCGAGUCAGAAAAUGUCCUCUUACAGAAAGAAGAAGAGAUAAUCCAUCUGAAAGAAAAUUUAUCGAGGUCUGAGAGGGGCCUGGCAGCAGCUCAGCGAACCUGUCAGGAGAUGGCUGAAAAUCUACGGCGGGUCAAACAGGACAAACAGAGCUUAGAUUUAAAGACAGCUGCUGAACUCGAUGAUCUUUAUCGUACCAAAAUCAAUUUAGAGGAAAGGCUUGUGGAGCUCAUCAGAGAAAAAGAUGCACUUUGGCAGAAGUCGGACGCCCUGGAGUUUGAGCAAAAGCUCCGUGAUGAGGAGACAGAGAGGGACGUCAACUACUGCUUGGAUUGUCACACUCAGUUCAGCUGGUGGCUGCGCAAAUACGACUGCAGACUGUGUGGGCGUCCCUUCUGCUACUACUGCUGCAGCAACACAGUGAGCACCCAGCAGGGCGGCAACAGAGAGCGCUGCUGUACCGACUGCUACAACCAGCACAGCGCAGUGGUUGAGCGCCACCCACAGGUGGAGGUCACUCACAACACACCGGGGUCUUCCUUCAGUCGCUUACUGCAGACCGGCCGAUCUUUGGCUGAUGUUGCAGGAGGGGAUGAAGGUGAAAAGCCAGAUGAUGGUGUUUUUGACAUUAUCACAGAGGAGGAGGUCAGCAGGGUUUAUGAUGGUGACUCUUUUACUACUGCGUGCUCUUCUGGACAUGGCCAGCAGGGGGCAGCACAACUAAACAACAGUGCCAGUACAGGAGACUUUACAUCAGAAGAUGCUGAGGACAUCGGUGCUGCUGUACAGGAUGCAGAGAUCUGCCUGCUGAAGUCUGGGGAACUCACGCUCUCUGUACGUUUGAUGGUGGGUGACAUCUGCAAAUUUGGGGAGAGCUCUCGGGAGCUCUUCAUAAAGUCGAGCUGUUACAGCAUCAUCCCCAUUACUAUGACUUCUCCUGGACCCACCGUGUCCUGGACCUUCACCUCUGAACCAAAGAGCAUCUCCUUCAGUGUGGUCUAUAGGGAGAGCACAGAGACUCCGCUGGAGCAAGCCAAGGUUUUAAUUCCCCUGACGCGAUGUAAUUCCCACAAAGAGACGAUACAGGGGGAGCUAAAAGUCAGAAACCAAGGAGAAUACAUACUCAUCUUUGACAACUCUUUCUCCAGGUUCAUUUCAAAGAAAGUGCUGUAUCAUCUGAGUCUUGACAAGCCCGUGGUCCACGAUGGAUCUGCCCUUCUCUGAACUGGACAAAGGAGAACAGGUGGAGAUCUGACUUUCCGUGUCAAGAUGUUUAUGUUCACGCGGAUCGUUUCCAGGUAAAAUGGUCUGACUCCUCUGCUGCAGAGUAGCCUCAGUGAAAGGUUGUGGCAUUUAAAACGUGUCUCUCUUGUUUUGCACACGAGGCAUUGAAUGUCAGGUGAGGUCUUAUCAAAGUAGAACAAAAGCUGCAAACAACUCCCAAAAUCAGUGCUGCCCUGCAGAAUGUUAGUGUGAACAGUGUGGUGUUGUAGCUGCUUUUGAUGUAGCAUUUAGGAUAUCUGUAGGCAGCUUUGCAAUUUGGUUUAUCUUGAGAUUAAGUUGGUUUUUAUUUAACUCGUAUCAUAGAAGCAAUUAAUUGUCAAAUGAAAUACGAUCUCUUCACAGUGACAGAUAGGUUUUAUAAGGUUUCAGUCUUCUGCCAUAGUACUUGUUUUAUUAAUUAUUUGUGUUUUUUGUGUUUUGAAAUAACUGAGAGUAAGAAAAGAAGUUCUUAAACUGUCCUAUAAGGUUAACUCACUGAGUUAACUUGUUGAAUAUCGGUCUAAAAUGCAUACGAUGAACGUCGUUACUAGAAAAAUAGUAAAAAUAUGUGGCAGAAGCUUUAACAUUUUUUAUGAGAUGGUAGGUAGUGACAGUUCACAUGAAAAAGGACAGUCAAGUUUGUUACCCAAUAGAAUCAAACGGUGUCAUAUAAGCAAAAGUCUGUUGCCUUACAUUGUAUAAUUUAAAAACAAAUUUAAAGCCUCAUUAUUAUUUACUUUAUUAGUCUCUAUAAAUGACUGUUUGAAUUAAGCUUUGGGUCUUUACUGAUCUCUGAAACAUCCGAUCUAACAAAAUCCUUAUUUAUUCUAAUAAUUGAUCAUUUUUGCCUUUCAGCCUUCAUAAAUUAGAAAAGAUAGAUUUUUGGAAAUGCAGUUGUGAUGAAACAUAGGAAGGCAAUGCAAGUUUAUAUCUAUAGAGAAAUUCAGGAUAAUUUUAAGUACUUUACAGGAAAUGCAGGACAUUAGAAGUAUAUAAAAUGUUGGCAUUACAUAAAAACAAUAAAACAAAAAAUUUAAACAACUGACUAUGAAAUAACUGUUAAAGAUGAGCUUUAGCCUUUAUUUUACAGCUACAGUAAACAAUAGUUUUUCAGACUUGAUUUAAAGGAACUGAAAUUUCUGCACCUAAUGUUUUCAGGGAGUUGAUUUUUAGGCUGAACAGAACAGAAACUAAACUCCUUUGGUUUUAUAUCAUAGUUCAUAGCUAAUUAUCUUGCUAGCUAACACUAAAGAUGUGAAUUCACGUAACAGGAGUGUAGUUAUGUGGAAGUUUCAUUGUUUAAAAUAUAUUCAGUGUUUUACUUGGAACUUCACUUAAUUCCUCUAUCCCAACUGUUUAACUAUAAAUGCAGAAAGUGUUUUAUUUCUCAAGAGACACCUAAAGGAGGAUCCAGAGAUAACAAUGUUUGCUCUAGAUAAACAAAUACUGCAUUUUUGUCAUUUACACAAAGAUUUUCUUAAUAGAAAUGUUUGUUUUUAAAUGGUUUUGCUUUGAAAGUAGUUUGUAUUAUGAAGUGUGAUUGUAUUUCAACCUGCCGUGUGUGACGUAAAAGUACUCUUAGCCCAGAAUAAAGACAGUUAUGUUAUUUUAUUUAUAUAUAUAUAUAUAUAUAUAUGCCCAGGGAAGACCUUUCAGGUAGAGGUAACAGAAAGGUAACAGAAAGACUGCUGUAUAAUGCACUUUUAACAGGGCUGUAUGGUCAGCAACCCCAUGUGCCAGUAGAUACAUGUUUUUUCUUUUGUUUUAUUUGUGAAUUCUUUUUUUUUUUUUUUUAUGUCUUCUACUGGAUUUUCUGACACAAGAGCUUUAAAUUUUGGAUUUAACUCUCAAAUGUUUUAGUGCUUUAUUAAUAUAUAAUUUACAAAAACACAUUUCUAACUAAAAUGUUUAAGUUUUUUUUUUUUUAAUAAAUAGAAUUUGUGUGAAA